This is a messenger RNA of Phycomyces blakesleeanus NRRL 1555(-), 1230 nucleotides long. RefSeq lists its product as hypothetical. Bases 1 to 1230 code for a protein of 409 amino acids. The record is from RefSeq and is a predicted model, not a curated record. The transcript is spliced from 7 exons. Gene Ontology annotation, cellular component: cytosol; intracellular membrane-bounded organelle; membrane. NCBI's taxonomy places the organism in Eukaryota, Fungi, Mucoromycota, Mucoromycetes, Mucorales, Phycomycetaceae. Gene Ontology annotation, molecular function: sterol binding.
AUGUUCCGUAAAACAAUUGUCGAAGACGACUCUCAUGAUACAGAGGUUCUUGAAGAGAAUUCUAGAAAUAUUAUUGUGGGAAUUAUCAGUCAGUUGAGAAAGGACAUGGACCUAUCAAGAGUGGCCUUGCCUACAUUUAUUCUCGAACCCCGGAGUAUGCUGGAAAAAAUUACUGAUUUCAUGGCACACCCUGAUAUUCUAUUAGAAGCAAGUAAGACAAUAGAUCCCGUCGAUCGUUUUGUUGAAAUUGUACGGUACUUUAUGUCAGGCUGGCAUGGGGUUAAGAAGCCCUAUAACCCUGUUCUUGGCGAGUUCUUCCGUUGCCAAUGGCAGUUUAGAGACCAAACGAAAGCGUACUAUGUGGCCGAGCAAAUAUCCCAUCACCCACCUAUUUCGGCCUAUUACUUUGGAAGUCCAGAUAACGGGAUCCACAUCGAAGGAGAAAUUCAUCCAAAAGCACGCUUCCUUGGUAACAGUGCCGCAUCUAUAAUGCAAGGGUAUUCACGUAUUCAUUUUACACGCUUCUCGGAAGAAUACCACAUCACCAGUCCAAAUGUUUAUGCUCGUGGAAUUUUAUGCAAGUACCACGUUCUUAUGUUCGGAAAGAUGACUAUGGAACUCGGAGACCGUGCAAUAAUCCGAUGCGAAGCCAAUGAUUUGGUGUGCGAAAUCGACUUUAAGGCAAAGGGUGUAUUUUCAGGGCAAGCCAAUCUAAUUUCUGGAAAAAUCAAACGCGAAUCGACCAGCCAAGUACUAUACGAACUUUCGGGCGCGUGGAACAGUCAUAUCUUCAUCCACAAAGCCAAAAAGCCAUCUUCUCCAAUCUCUUUUUUUCAUGUUCAAACAGCCAGCAAGCCUGUUCCAAAACGAGUUGAUCCAGAGGAACAGCAAGAUCUUAAUGAGUCAAGAAGACUUUGGGCAAAGGUAACUGCAGCCAUCAAAGCCAAUGAUAUGGAUUUGGCACGUGAUGAGAAACAAUGGAUUGAAGAUAGCCAGCGUGUGGAGACUACCAAACGUCAAAAACAGUCAUUAGUGUGGCAACCACGAUUCUUUGUUGCCACAGGUACAGAUUAUCGCUUCAAGGGAUCUAUGGCAAUUCAGCCCAGACAAACUCAACAAGAUCUCGAAUCAUGGAUAUUUGGCCCAUUGAGCUCAACCUCAAGAUCGACUCAGGAGAUCCUGCAAGAACGCCGUCCUGUCCAGGCUGAGCUUACUGUUGUUGCCGUUUAA